AAGCGCGAUGGUCGCUGAUCACCAUCGGCUCGUGUUUCACUGCGAGACGUUUUUUCAGCAGUAGUUUUCGAGUAUUUUGCUUUUUUUUAGUGUUUUUCUUCAAUUUUUAAAGUCAGGGUCGACAAACAACACUGCCAAGAGGUGUGUCGAGAAACCGGAUAAGAACCCCCUCGUGGGGUAAAAAUAUUUCAUAUUCUCUCGGCGGGGCAUCGGCUGUGGCGUAGCUCCGUUAAUUUGGAAUGGCAAGCGGUGGUGGGGACGGACCAUCUUCCUCUCACUAUGGAAAUAGUGCUAGCGAACACAACAGCUUCGAACAAUUCAUUUCACAAUUUACGGCUCGAGCAUCGUUACAAGAAGCUUCCAACAUUAACACCUUGAAUAGCGAAAGCACAACGAACGUUAACUUUGUAUUAAAACCAACGGCAGCUGAGUUCUUUCCACGUUGGCAGCAUAGGCAGGAAGAGUCGGGCCGUGAAAAUUUAACCGGUGAAGUCAGUUUACGUAAUGAUGCAAGACCGGCUGGAGCGAUUCGCAAGCAAUACGAUGGCCGAAGGUGGAAUAACAGCCGGAAAAGUCGUCACGGUGACCAAAAUGGUUUUGGUAGAAACAGCAAGACUCAGAUGUCACCUGAUUGCGAGAUAGAUGAAAGAAGAUGUUUCGAAGGGCAUAAUGCGAACUCAUGGGAACCCCACAGAUCCCAGCCACAGCAGACACAAUACCCACGACAGUUUCAACAGAAUGGAAGAUGGAGAGGAAAUGCAGGAGGCGGCCGAUUCCGUAAUAACGAACGCGGUCAAAGAGGUGAGCAAGACCGUUUCAUACCUCAACAAUCCAACGGUUAUAAAGACUCCGAAAUGCGAUAUGAGCGUAAACAGAACGGAUAUCAAAGGAAUCGUGCUCGACAGGAGAAAUUAGAAGCGAAGAUUAUUUCCAAAUGUUCACAGAGAGAGAAGCUUAUCCGAGAGCUGGAUUCGUCUAAGUUGGAGUGUUUGGUCUGUUGUGACGUUGUUCGGCCAACACAGAGUAUUUGGUCUUGCCCCAAUUGUUAUCAUAUUCUUCAUCUAAACUGUACUACCAAAUGGGCUACUAGCUCUAAAUCGGAUGACGGUUGGCGCUGUCCAGCUUGUCAAAACAUGUCUAAGAAAAUACCUCGAGAAUAUUACUGCUUCUGUGGUAAGAUCAAAAAUCCACAAUACAAUCAUAGCGAUGUGGCUCAUUCAUGCGGAGAGGUGUGCGGUAAGGAAGAGCUUUGCGACCAUCCUUGCACUUUACUUUGUCACCCUGGACCUUGCCCUUCGUGUCAAGCGAUUGUGCAACGCCGUUGUGGUUGCGGACGAGCUACUAAGCCGAUGCAAUGCAGCCAAAAGGAUGAGUUCUAUUGCGAAGCAAUUUGCGGCAACAUGUUAAACUGUACCGUUCACACUUGCCAACGGAAAUGUCACAAAGAAGAAUGCGGAACCUGCGAGGAAAUGCUGGAACAUGAAUGCUUUUGUCGGAAAACAAAGAGAACCGUUCGGUGUACUAUUGAUAAUUUGGCCACUACUAGAUUUGGCUGUGAAUCAAGUUGCGACGCGCAGUUAAGUUGUAUGAAGCACAAUUGUACGAAACUCUGUCACCUAGGUCCAUGUGGAGAGUGUGCGCUGUCUCCUAAUCUGAUAACAUCGUGUCCAUGUGGUAAGCAGGCUAUUGUAAAAGGUGAAAGGGAAUCGUGCUUAGAUCCUAUUGUUGUAUGCAAGGGAGUGUGUGGAAAGCAGUUGAAAUGUGGAGCUCCCGGAUCUCACCAUAUGUGCACGGCACGGUGUCAUUUGGGCGAAUGUCCACCGUGCAACAAAUCGACCGUCGUAAAAUGCCGCUGUGGCCACAUGGAUCAGCAAAUUAAAUGCAAGCAAUUGCAGGGUGACAUAAGAUGCAAGAAACGUUGCACAAAAAUGCGAAACUGUGCGAAACACCGUUGCAAUCAGGAAUGCUGUAUAGAUUACGAUCAUAUCUGUCUGAAAACUUGUUCACAGAUGCUCAGCUGUGGUCGGCAUCGCUGUGACAAACAAUGUCACAAGGGCUCUUGCCAGACAUGUCAUCGAGUUUCCUUUGAUGAACUAACCUGCGAAUGUGGUUCAAGUGUUAUCUACCCACCAGUGCCUUGUGGAACCAAAAAACCGGUUUGUGAUAAGCCCUGUUCGAGACGGCAUCUCUGCUCUCAUCCGGUACUACACAAUUGCCACUCGGACUCGCAGUGUCCACCAUGUGUCGUUUUAACCACCCAGUAUUGCUAUGGAAAACAUGAACAACGUAAAACUAUUCCAUGCUACCAGGAAUCGUUCAGCUGCGGCUUGGCAUGCGCCAAACCACUCGCGUGCAAUCGCCACAAAUGUAUCAAACCAUGCCACGAAAAUCAGUGCCUCAAUGAAGGAGAAAUUUGCCGUCAGCAAUGUACCACCCCUAGAUCCAGCUGUCCGCAUCUUUGCAAAGCACCGUGUCAUGAUGGCGACUGUCCGAUAGACCUACCUUGUAAAGAGACUGUAGAAGUAACUUGUGAAUGUGGUAAUCGAAAACAGAAUCGAACAUGUCACGACUUUAGCAAAGAAUACCGCCGUAUCACUUCUGCCCAACUAGCUUCCUCGAUGCAGGAAAUGCAAAGAGGCGGAUCUGUAGAACUCAGUGACAUUUUGGGACCAGUAAAAAUGAAAAAUAACAAAACGUUGGAAUGCAAUGAUGAAUGUCGCACGUUGGAGCGUAAUCGGCGGCUUGCCAUCGGCUUGCAGAUCCGUAAUCCAGAUAUAUCAUCAAAACUACAGCCCAACUAUUCUGAUUUGCUAAAGGCGUUCGCCAAAAAGGAUCCUGCCACGGUUAAGAUGAUUCAUGAGAAGCUUACUGACCUUGUCAAGCUAGCUAAGGAGAGCAAGAAGUCUCGCAGUCACUCCUUUCCAAUAAUGAAUCGGGAAAAACGACAGGUGGUACAUGAAAUGUGCCGCAUGUUUGGUGUCGAAUCCGUUGCAUACGAUGCCGAACCAAAUCGAAACGUCGUUGCUACAGCGGAUCGGUUCUCGUCCUGGUUGCCUAGUAUGAGCUUGCUUGAAGUUGUUCAGCGCGAAAGUGGUCAGCGACGUGUAAUUGUUCCCAAUUUAAAUGCGUGGGGCAGAACGGCCAAAUAACGACUGAACUGUGCUACUACUUUUCUUGUUUAUCUUUCAAUUACUUCGAUCACUACUCUUCGUUUACUGUGUCAUUUUUUGUUUCAUUGUAGCAAAAAGAUUUUUUUUUGCAGGUAUCAACUAUUCUUCACGAUUUUAUUUCAUAUUCUUUCUUUACAUAAUUACCUCCAGGGAAAAACGUCAAUUGUAUACUUUAUUGUUCAAGGAUUUCAAACUCCAAAUUUAAUACGUCAAUAUACAGGUCAUUCCGAACUAACAACGAGAAGCGGAGCUUAUUUUUAAUUGAAGUAAUCCCUAUUCCAUGCUUUAAUUUAAAGUUUCAGGUUUCCGACGAAUGAAAAAAAUUUAAAUGCAAUUAAAGAAACGACAGAAAACAGUCGUAAG
Sabethes cyaneus is the source of this 3533-nucleotide messenger RNA. It is a transcript of the gene stc, whose product is annotated as protein shuttle craft. Gene Ontology annotation, cellular component: nucleus. The record is from RefSeq and is a predicted model, not a curated record. NCBI's taxonomy places the organism in Eukaryota, Metazoa, Arthropoda, Insecta, Diptera, Culicidae. The coding region runs from base 240 to 3149 and encodes 969 amino acids. Gene Ontology annotation, biological process: negative regulation of transcription by RNA polymerase II. Gene Ontology annotation, molecular function: DNA-binding transcription factor activity, RNA polymerase II-specific; RNA polymerase II transcription regulatory region sequence-specific DNA binding; zinc ion binding. The transcript is spliced from 4 exons.